Cladocopium goreaui is the source of this 1530-nucleotide messenger RNA. The record is from the annotation of a GenBank genome assembly. NCBI's taxonomy places the organism in Eukaryota, Dinophyceae, Suessiales, Symbiodiniaceae.
AUGGAGAAUAGCUAUUGGCUAUCGGACUACGUCUUGGGCAUCUUGAAGUCGCCCACAUGGCUUGUUCCGACGAUGGACUUCAUCGAUCAGAAAGCCAUUCUGUUUGAUGAGACCGAAGAGUCCACGCACGAACAAAUGCAGUGUCACCGAGACUUUCAGGAGCUGGUGACCAGUUUGUUUCUGGCGCAUUUGGCCGAGGUCUCCAUCAGCGAGGAGCAGUUCGAAGCUUUCAUGGAGGUGGGUCUCUCCAGUGGUGCUGUCCACCGGGCGCUGGCUGAGCAGCUGCUCAGCGUGGAUGACUUUCUGAGUUUCAAAGCCAUGAUGUGCAAACACAACGCAGAUCUCUGUCGCGAGGUGGUCACCGUCGAGGAAGCUGUUGAUCCCACCAGCCCGGCUCUAUCUGGCCUGGUCUCCGAUGUGGUGCGAAGCUCCUUGGAGUCGGGCUUGGACGAGUGGCAGCUCUACGAUGUGCAACGCUGGGAGGGAUCUGGCCGAAAGAGCUCUGAGGAAGCGGAGGAAGCGCGGCGGAAACGGGAAGAGGCGGAGUUACAACAGGCGAUCGCCUUGUCUCUGAGCAUCGAAGAGGAGAGGUUGCGGCAACUGGCACAAGAGGAGGCCCCGGCAGCUCUACCCGAAAGCGCCGGCUUCAUCUCAGCUCCCAUCUGCCAUUUGCUGCCAAAGCCCUUUCCCGAGUCAGCUCCUGCCACAACCUUGGCUCCACCACGCUUGGUGCAGGUGGAACCCAUGAAAAUCGCCAAGAAACCCUGGGGUUUCACUUCUGCCCCAUUGAUGUUGCGACCUCACCAUGCCCCACCAGCACCACCUCCACCACCGCCGGAGCCGGAGCCAGCGGCGCAAGCGGCGCCGGUGCCACGCUUGCCGGGGCGCGCGGGGUUCCUGUCGUCGCCGCUGUGCAUCGUGCCACCAAAGCCACGGGUCUUGGUGCAACCGAGUGAGUCGGCACCACCGCCUCCACCGGAAGAUAGUGACGGGGACUGCGAUUCGCCCAAAUCUCCGGGAUCACCUUUGUCGCCAGGCACCCUGGCUCCGUUGAACCACUACCGCAGCAACCUGCGUCUCUGGAAGCAUCGCGCCUCGUUAGCCGUGGAGCCGGUCCCCGAAGCCGUGAAGGAAGCGAGGCGUUCGCGGAUCAUGUCGGAUGAGAGGCUGAGAGCGGACUCCGCCACUUCGGACAUCUCUCCAGAGGAUCGCUUGAGGCGUCAAGAGCACUUGCGGCGACAGCGAGAUUUGUUGCUGGGAAAGCGCAUGAAGGAGCGAGAGGAGCAGCUCCAGGACUUCGCACGCCGCGGCGGAUCGCGGGAGGACCAGGCCGCCGCGGCUCGCCGCUUGGUGGCCGAGCUCAGUGGCGCCCCGCCGGCCACGGCGUCGCAGCUCACGCCUGAGGUUGCCACUCAGAUGCGACAAGCCCUCACCCGGCAGUUGCUACAGAGUUUGGCAUCGUCCAUGCACAGUGAUGCCGCCACCCUGGAGGAUCAGCUGAAUCAGUUGGAACACAUGCGAUGGACAUAG